Fraxinus pennsylvanica is the source of this 1518-nucleotide messenger RNA. Lineage: Eukaryota; Viridiplantae; Streptophyta; Magnoliopsida; Lamiales; Oleaceae. The record is from the annotation of a GenBank genome assembly.
AUGGAGAUUAACGGAAAAGUGAUCGGAGAGAGGAGGUCGAAGACCAAGAUCGUAUGCACUUUGGGGCCAGCGUCCCGGUCCGUGCCCAUGGUCGAAAAGCUCCUUCGUGCUGGGAUGAAUGUAGCCCGAUUCAAUUUCUCUCACGGAUCCCAUGAUUAUCACCAGGAGACCCUAAACAAUCUCCGCAAGGCCAUGGAGAACACCGGUAUCCUCUGCGCCGUCAUGCUCGACACUAAGGGUCCAGAAAUCAGAACAGGCUUCUUGAAAGAAGGAAAACCCGUCCAACUGAAACAGGGCCAUGAAAUCACAAUUUCCACUGAUUAUAGUUUCAAGGGUGAUGAGAAUAUGAUCUGCAUGAGCUACAAAAAGUUGGCAAUGGAUGUAAAGCCUGGAAGUGUAAUACUAUGUGCAGAUGGAACAAUCUCAUUUAAUGUUUUAUCUUGUGACAAAGAACAAGGCUUAGUUCGGUGCCGCUGUGAGAAUACUGCAGUCCUUGGUGAGAGAAAGAAUGUCAACCUGCCAGGGGUUAUCGUGGAUCUCCCAACUUUGACAGAUAAAGACAAGGAAGAUAUCUUAAACUGGGGAGUUCCUAAUAAAAUUGACAUGAUUGCUCUCUCAUUUGUUCGCAAAGGUUCGGAUCUGGUGGAGGUCCGAAAGUUGCUGGGUGAACAUGCCAAAAACAUCCUUCUUAUGUCAAAGGUUGAAAAUCAAGAAGGGGUGGCAAAUUUUGAUGACAUUCUCGCCAACUCAGAUGCAUUCAUGGUGGCACGAGGUGAUCUGGGGAUGGAAAUUCCUAUUGAGAAGAUAUUUUUAGCUCAGAAGGUGAUGAUAUACAAGUGCAAUAUCCAAGGGAAGCCUGUUGUCACUGCAACACAGAUGUUGGAGUCCAUGAUCAAGUCUCCAAGACCAACUCGAGCAGAAGCCACAGAUGUUGCCAAUGCUGUUCUUGAUGGAACAGACUGUGUGAUGCUCAGCGGGGAAACAGCUGCUGGAGCUUAUCCAGAACUUGCAGUUCGUACCAUGUCCAAGAUUUGUGUAGAAGCUGAGAGUACAAUUGACUAUGGUGAUGCCUUCAAAAGGAUUAUGGCUAAUGCACCAGUCCCUAUGAGCCCGUUAGAGAGCCUAGCAUCUUCUGCAGUUCGAACAGCAUACUCAGCAAAAGCUGCUCUUAUUUUGGUCUUAACAAGAGGUGGAAGUACUGCAAAAUUGGUGGCUAAGUACCGGCCCGGAAUGCCAAUAUUGUCUGUUGUGGUUCCUGAAAUCAAAAUCAAGACUGAUUCCUUCGAUUGGUCUUGUAGUGAUGAGUACCCUGCUAGGCACAGCCUUAUUUACAGGGGGUUGGUUCCUGUCCUGUGUGCAGGAUCUGCAAGGGCUUCUCAUGAAGAAUCAACUGAGGAAGCACUGGAAUUCGCACUUGAACAUGCUAAAUCGAAAGGACUCUGCAAGGUGGGGGAUGCUGUUGUAGCCUUGCACCGAAUUGGAACUGCAUCCAUCAUCAAGAUUGUGACCGUGAAGUGA